This is a messenger RNA of Patiria miniata (bat star), 2576 nucleotides long. RefSeq names its product CWF19-like protein 1 (gene cwf19l1). Bases 170 to 1759 code for a protein of 529 amino acids. Gene Ontology annotation, biological process: mRNA splicing, via spliceosome. Gene Ontology annotation, molecular function: RNA lariat debranching enzyme activator activity. Gene Ontology annotation, cellular component: post-mRNA release spliceosomal complex. The transcript has 14 exons. The record is from RefSeq and is a predicted model, not a curated record. Lineage: Eukaryota; Metazoa; Echinodermata; Asteroidea; Valvatida; Asterinidae.
AUCAUCCCACAAUGCAGUAUUCCAACAUGGAUGCGCCCAUGUAAAAAGCAAUUUUGUAAAAUUCCCGCUCCAGUUCGUCGCAAUUUUUUACGGUUGAAGGAAUAUCCUAGUAUUUUUUUGUUAUUUCCACACCAAUUUCAGAGUGCCAGGAUCAAGAAAACGCUACAUUAUGUCUUCAAAGCCAUUGAAAAUACUUGUCUGUGGGGAUGUGGAGGGCAGAUUCCGUCAGCUAUUCACCAGAGUCAACAAUGUCAACAGAAAGGCUGGCCCAUUUGAGAUGCUGCUUUGUGUUGGAGAGUUUUUCGGUGCAGAGGAAGAAGAGUGGAGAAAGUAUGAGAAUGGAGAGGAAAAAGCACCAAUCCCGACGUACAUCCUUGGCCCCAACAGACCAGAGAACAUGAAGUAUAUUAAAGAUGUCAAUGGGUGUGAACUCUGUGAAAACAUCACUUACUUAGGCAAAAAGGGCAUUUUCAGUGGUGCGUCCGGAUUACAGAUUGGCUACCUGAGCGGUACAGAGCAGACGCAUGCGGCAGUCCAGGAACCAAACAACUUCAGCAAGGCCGACAUCGAUGCGCUGGCCGUACCUCUUAUCGCAGACUCUAAGUUCAAGGGUUUGGACGUACUCCUGACUUCACCAUGGCCCCAGGGGGUGUUCAAGUAUUCAAACACACUGGAGGGCCUCAACCCAGAAACAACCGGCUCCAGUCUAAUUGCAGAUUUGGCUCUCGCUGUGCGACCGCGUUACCACUUUGCAGCUCAAGAGGGCGCUUUCUAUGAACGGCUCCCGUACCGCAACCACAAAGUACUGAAUGAGUCUACAAAGCAUGUCACGCGAUUCUUGGGGCUCGCAAAAGUCGGAAAUCCAGAAAAGAAAAAGUACUUGUACGCCUUCAACAUCGUCCCAAUGAAGUCCAUGGAGAAGGAGGAGUUGGUCAAGCAACCACAGGAUGUGACCGAGUGUCCAUAUAGCUGGUCCGGAACCAGACUAGAGCAGAAACCAGAGGCAGACAUGUCUAAUCAGUACUUCUUCAGCCAGAAUUCAGGAGGAAGGGGCAGAGGUCAGAAGAGGUCACGAGGUCAACACCACGGCGGACCGGACAGGAAAAAAAGACCACAGCCGACAGGUCCAUGCUGGUUCUGUUUGGGAAGCCCUGAGGUUGAGAAACAUCUUGUAGUCAGCGUCGGAACAUCGACGUACAUGGCAUUGGCAAAGGGAGGUCUGAUUCCGGACCAUGUCCUCGUUCUUCCUAUUGGUCACUACCAGUCUAUUGUUGAUUUGCCCGAAGAUGUUAUUGAGGAACUGGAGCAGUACAAGAGCGCCCUCCGGAGGUACUUCAAGUCUAUUGGAAAGACCUGCGUCAUCUUCGAGAGGAAUUUCAGAACACAGCAUCUUCAACUACAAGUCAUACCAAUCAACAGAACCGUCUGUGAUGACAUCAAGGAAGUCUUCACUUCCAGAGCGGAGGAACAAAAGUUGGAAUUGUUUGAGAUUCCCAAACACACUGAUCUCAAACAGGUUGUAUCAGUCGGCAAUCCUUACUUCUACGUUGAGUUGGACGGCGGAGUCAAACUCCUGCAUCAGAUCAAGAGGAACUUCUUUCCUCUUCAGUUUGGCAGGGAGGUCAUGGCCAGUGAAGACCUCCUUGACAUGCCAGACAGAGCCAACUGGAAGGCUUGCUCCAUGGAGAAGGAGGAAGAGGCAAGGUUAGCUCAGGAAUUCCGCAAGAAAUUCGCUCCGUUUGAUUUCAACGAUGAGUAAAGAUUUAACAGAAUAUAGCCAGGAAGGAUUACUUUUGGGAUUUCUUUAGUGAAAACAGUGAUUGCUUUCCACCAUCACUGGGUCACCCUAAAGUUUGCUUCAGUAUUUCACACAAUGCAUUCCCCUUUAGUGAAGCGAUCUGAGCUAUACUAAAUGCACAUGUGAUGGUUAACGACGGAUCCGUGGGAGGGGGGUGGCAAAGGGGGCCUUGGGCCCCCCCCCCAAAAAAAAAAACGAAUGCAAUUUUUUUAUAAGUGACAUUGCAAAAAAGGCAGCAUCUGUGUACACUGCCAUCUUUUCUAAAGCAAAAAAUUUGGUUAAAGUGGUCAGAAAUUGCUUCAGAUUGCACCACAGAGCAUCUAGAAUCAAAAAAGUUUCCGGGGCCCGCUUCGAUGCCGUAAAUUUUUGGACCCACUAUUUGGGGGACCAACAUUUUUGGCCCCCCCCCUCCCCCAAAUUGUAUCCUGGAACCGCCCUUGGUGAUGCUCCCAGUAACUGCUUAGUCUAACAAAACCCUAAUUUCAAAACCCGGAUUGGUGCAUAGACAUGCUGAUACUUAUGUGUGCAUUAAGACGUCUACAGAUCUUUUUCCAAAUUUAUACUUCGCUUGCGUGCAAAGGAAAUUAAACAAUUGAGUAGGAACAAUCUGUUUGUUACAGUUGACACAAUUUUUGUGGGGUUUUUCUCAAUCGUUGAUCAAAUGUUUUAGCAUGUAUUUAAUUGUAAUAUUAAAGCAGCAAUUUUUAAAUGCUCUUUUUUUUUUAAGUCUGUAAAAUGUAAAUACUGAAUAAAUGCACAAUUUAGUCUGAAUUUUUAA